Molecule: messenger RNA, 6532 nt
Organism: Anolis carolinensis (green anole)
Lineage: Eukaryota; Metazoa; Chordata; Lepidosauria; Squamata; Anolidae
Exons: 2
Coding region: 2313-3350 (345 amino acids)
Source: RefSeq, a predicted model, not a curated record
CGGCUCCACCUGCCCGCCUUCCUCCAGGUCCUCCAGGAUCACGUCCAGAGGAGGACGCAGGCUGGCCAGGCCGCUCCUCCUCCUUUCGUGGAUCCUGGGCUCCGCCGGCUCCUCCAGGUCCUCCACGAUGACUUCCUCCUCCUUCUCCUCCUCCUCUUCCUCCUCCUCUUCCUCCUCCUUCUCCUCCUUUUCUUCAAUGGUGGCCAAACAGGGACACUUGCUGUUGAGGUGGCCCCAUUUUUUUGCCUUCCGUCUUGCGAAGGCCUCCCUCCGGCUCUCCUCUUGUAUCUUCUCUGCAAGCCUCCUGUUGACACAGCUGAGGACGCAGCUCUUUACUUGCCUCCACAGGAUCCUCCACUUGGAGGGUGGACCAGCCACCCCCCUUCCUCUGUCCUCUCCAGACACACGUCUGGACCGGCGCAGGCAAGCCAGCCACCGUGGCAUGAUGUCUGAAAAGAAGGAGAAGAGCAGGGUUAGCAGAGGGGCCAAGGAGGCUUCCCUUCCUGCUAGAAGACUUUUAUUACAUUCUAUGGAGUGAAACCAUCCCACUCAAGACUUCCUCUGGGACCUUUGUUGUUGUUGAUUCGUUCAGUCGCUUCCGACUCCUCGUGACCUCCUGGACCAGCCCAGGCCAGAGCUCCCCGUCGGAGGUCGGGGCCGCCCGCAGCUCCUUCAAGGUGGAGUCAGUCCCUUCAAGGAUCCCGUCCAUCCACUUUGCCCUUGGUCGGCUCCUCUUCCUUUUUCCUUCCUUUUUCCCCAGCAUCAUUCUCUUCUCCAAGCUUUCCUGUCUCCUCACGAUGUGGCCAAAGGACUUCAUCUUUGCCUCUCAUAUCCUUCCCUCCAGGGAGCAGCCACUGGGCUUUCUUUCCUGGAGGAUGGACUGGGUGGACCUUCUGGCCAAGGUCCAAGGCACGCUCAGCAUUGUCCUCCAACUCCACCGUUCAAAGGCGUCUCUCUUCCCUCGCUCAGCGCUCCUCAGGGUCCAGCUCUCUUUCGCAUCCAUAGGUUACUACGGGGAAUUCCACUGCUGUCACUAUGCGAUCCUUCAUUGCCCGUGAGAUCUCUCUGCUCUUCACUAUUUCAUCAUUGAGGUUGGUCCUUGCUCUCCUCCCAAGAAGGAAACGUCUUCUGAUUUCCUGGCUGCAGUCUGCGUCUGCAAUCAUCUUCGCACCUAGAAAUACAGCCUGUCACUGUCUCCAUGUUUUCUCCCUCUGUUUACCAGUUCUCAGUCAGUCUGGUUGCCGUCAUCUUGGUCUUCUUGAUGUUCAACUGCAGCCCGGCUUUUGCUCUGUCUUCUUUCUUCCACCUUGGUUAUGAUGCUCCUCAGCCCUCCUCGCUUUCAGCUUUCAUCAGAGUGGUAUCAUCUGCAUAUCUCAGGUUGUUCAUGUUUCUUCCGGCCAUUUUAACUCCAGCCUUGGAUUCCUCAAGCCCUGUCGCAUGACGUGUUCUGCGUACAAGUUGAAUCGGGAGGGUGAGAGGACGCAGCCCUGAUGUCCGCACUCCUUUCCCAAUCUGGAACCCGUCUCCUCUUCCGUGGUCUCUUCUGACUGUGGCUCCGAGCUGGCCUCGAACUCGUGACCUCUUGGUCAGAGUGAUUGGUCUCAGCUGGCUGCAGUUGGGUGCUCACCAGCUUGUGCCACAGCCCAGGCCUGUAUGAAACAGUGCGCAUUCUUGAGCAUUUCCCUUUUUUGGUAUGGGGUUAGAAGUUGAUUUUUUCCCAUCCUUGUGUUUCCAUAUUUGUUGGCAUAUGGCACGCAUCACCUUGACAGCAUCACCUUCCAAGAUUUUAAGCAGCUCAGCUGGGAUCCCGUCCUCUCCUGUUGCCUUGUUAUUAGCAAUGCUUCUUAAGGCCCAUUCAACCUCACUCCUCGGGAUGUCUGGUUCUAAUUCACUCACCACACCGUCAAAGCUAUCCUGGAUAUUAUUAUCCUUCCUAUACUGAUCUUCUGCAUAGUCUGGCCACCUUCUCUUGUUCUCUUCAGCUUCUGUUAGGUCCUUGUCAUCUUUGUUUCUGAUCAUGUCCAUUUUUGCCUGAAAUUUACCUCCGAUGGUUCUAACCCUGAGGAAGUGAAGCGUGGGGCAGAAUUCUUUUCAAACAUUUCAGGAGGUGGCGGGGAAAUGGAUUUUGGGGGAAGGGUCCGGAUGUGAUGGCAUUAUUUGCUCUCAGGAUUAAAAUGAGAUGUCUGUGGUGGAGGCAUGGGGCUUCUUGGUCUUGCGGCUCUUCCGAUGUCUGUGGUGGAGUCUGUUGUGGUUUGUAAAGACAUUAUGAAGUAUGCGAGGUGGUCCAGGCGCUUGUUGAGUUCUUCUUCUCCAUGACUCCCAAUGGUGAAUGGGAUGUAUGGGUGGAUGCUCUUGAGGUGGUCCAGGCGCUUGUUGAGUUCUUCUUCUCCAUGGCUCCCAAUGGUAAAUGGGAUGUAUGGAUAGAUGUUGUUGAGGUGGUCCAGGCGCUUUUUGAGUUCUUCUUCUCCAUGGCUCCCAAUGGUAAAUGGGAUGUAUGGGUGGAUGCUCUUGAGGUGGUCCAGGCGCUUGUUGAGUUCUUCUUCUCCAUGGCUCCCAAUGGUAAAUGGGAUGUAUGGAUAGAUGUUGUUGAGGUGGUCCAGGCGCUUGUUGAGUUCUUCUUCUCCAUGGCUCCCAAUGGUAAAUGGGAUGUAUGGAUAGAUGUUGUUGAGGUGGUCCAGGCGCUUGUUGAGUUCUUCUUCUCCAUGGCUCCCAAUGGUGAACGGGAUGUAUGGGUGGAUGCUCUUGAGGUGGUCCAGGCGCUUGUUGAGUUCUUCUUCUCCAUGGCUCCCAAUGGUAAAUGGGAUGUAUGGAUAGAUGUUGUUGAGGUGGUCCAGGCGCUUUUUGAGUUCUUCUCCAUGGCUCCCAAUGGUAAAUGCGAUGUAUGGGUAGAUGCUCUUGAGGUGGUCCAGGCGCUUGUUGAGUUCUUCUUCUCCAUGGCUCCCAACGGUGAAUGGGAUGUAUGGGUGGAUGCUCUUGAGGUGGUCCAGGCGCUUGUUGAGUUCUUCUUCUCCAUGGCUCCCAAUGGUGAACGGGAUGUAUGGGUGGAUGCUCUUGAGGUGGUCCAGGCGCUUGUUGAGUUCUUCUUCUCCAUGGCUCCCAAUGGUGAAUGGGAUGAAUGGGUGGAUGCUCUUGAGGUGGUCCAGGCGGUUGUUGAGUUCUUCUUCUCCAUGGCUCCCAAUGGUGAAUGGGAUGUUUGGGUGGAUGCUCUUGAGGUGGUCCAGGCGCUUGUUGAGUUCUUCUUCUCCAUGGCUCCCAAUGGUGAAUGGGAUGUAUGGGUGGAUGCUCUUGAGGUGGUCCAGGCGCUUGUUGAGUUCUUAGCCAUUAAAUCAUGUGUUAUGCCACUUCCAUAGAACAAGGGCCAGGCUAAACUGCUGUGCUGAAGGAAAACCCUGCCGAUCGAAAGGUUGGCAGUCUGAGUCCAGGUCGGGGUGCGCACCCGCCAUUAGCCUCAUCUCACUGCCCAUCUAGUGGGUCGAAAGCAGAAAUGUGAGUAGAUAAAUAGGUACCACUUUUAGCAUGGAGGUAAUAAAGGCGCCCUUAAGGACAUCGACCGAGAGGAUUGGGAGGAGCUCCUCGGCAUGGAAGGUGGAGUGACAGCACAUCACCGUGGCUGGAGUUGAGCACGGCCUCCAAGAUAAGCUGACUUGCAAUAUUAAAAUUAAAAAGGAAAUAUCAAAACAAACAGAGAGCGACAAUUUAUUGAAUAAAUUGAGUGCAGGUGGUCCCGGUGGUGAUGGGCACACUGGGUGCCGUCCCAAAAGAUCUCAGCUGGCGUUUGGAAACAAUAGACAUUGACAAAAUCACGAUCUGCCAGCUGCAAAAGGCCACCCUGCUGGGAUCUGCAGCAUCAUCCGAAAAUACAUCACACAGUCCUAGACACUUGGGAAGUGUUUGACUUGUGGUUUUGUGAUAUGAAAUCCAGCAUAUAGAUCUUGUUUGCUGUGUCAUAAUAAUAAUAGUAGUAAUAAUAAUAAUAAUAAUAAGAAGAAGAAGAAGAAGAAGAAGAAGAAGAAGAAGAAGACACUUGGGAAGUGUUUGACUUGUAAUAAUAUAAUAAUAAUAAGAAGAAGAAGAAGACACUUGGGAAGUGUUCGACUUGUGAUUUUGUGAUACAAAUUCCAGCAUAUCUAUCUUGUUUGCUGUGUCAUAACAAUAUAAUAAUAAUAAUAAUAUACUUGGGAAGUGUUCGACUUGUGAUUUUGUGAUACGAAAUCCAGCAUGUCUAUCUUGUUUGCUGGGUCAUAAUAAUAAUAAUAAUAUAAUAAUAAUAAUAAUAAUAAAUAAAACAUGUAGUACAGUAGAGUCUCGCUUAUCCAGCAUAAACGGGCCGGCAGAACCUUGGAUAAGCGAAUAUGUUGGAUAAUACGGAGAGAUUAAGGGAAAGCCUAUUAAAUAUCAAAUUAAGUUAUGAUUUUACAAAUUAAGCACCAAGACAUCAUGUUAUACAACAAAUUUGACAGAAAAAGUAGUUCAAUACGCAGUAAUGUUAUGUAGUAAUUACUGUAUUUACUAAUUCAGCACCAAAAAUCAUGAUAUAUUGAAAACAUUGACUAGUUCAAUACGCAGUAAUGUUAUGUAGUAAUUACAGUAGUUUCCCCGAAAAUAAUACAGCGUCUUAUAUUAAUUUUUGCUCCCAAAGAUGCUCUAGGUCUUAUUUUCAGGAGAUGUCUUAUUUUUUCAUGAAGAAGAAUUCACAUUUAUUGUUGAACAAAAAAUGAACAUUUAUGAUAUACUGUACAGUAGUUGUCAUCACAAACCAGCAUAACCAGACACAUUCUUGAAUCCCAUCAAGAAUUUCGUGUUACUACCAUUAAUUCCAUGUACAACAAUCUAUGGUACGGACAUUUACCGAUCUUGCAUGCUCUGGUGUUCUGUUUGGCAGGCGCCGGGCAUGCUUCCAAACAAGAACUUGGCUAGGUCUUACUUUCGGGGGAGGCCUUAUAUUUAGCAUUUCAGCAAAACCUCUGCUAGGUCUUAUUUGCUGGGGAUGUCUUAUUUUCGGGGGACCAAGGGUCAAGGGGACCUCCCCUGCUCGGGUCCCUGGGUCCCUGGGCCCCUCCCCACACAAGGAGCCAAAAAGAAAGACUCACCGGAUGGCAUCCGAUCGAAUCCAGCAAAAUCCGGCAACCACCAACGCACCUGACCAGCAACACACAAGACCACCACAACCAACAAACCAACCACCUCUCUCCCUGUGGUUAUCCAGGGAAGUGAGCUUCAGUUGGAGAUGCUGCAGAACAUCACAAAGGCACGGAACUUCCAGGCAGGGAGGGAGGGAGGGAGGAAGUAAAGGAAGGAAGGAAAGGAAGGAAAGGAAGGAAGGAAGGAAGUGAUCGAGUUGACCACCCUCCCCCCCAGGACUUUGUAAAAGAUAGUUCAAAAAUCAAGACUUUAUGUUCUAUGUUCCAUAUAUUUAUAGUAGAAGGUGAUUGAGACUUUUUACUGGAGUUUACUGUGGAUUAUCCCUGCACUCUGAGGCAAGAGAUAACAACUUCAUGAAUUAUAAAAUCAUGCUGCUAAAACUCCACUUUUAUGAAUUUCCAUGCUGGGUUCUCCAGAUGUUAUGAACUUCGUUCUUAUCAAGUAUUUUCAAUUGUUUAUACCAUUCAUGAUUCCCCUUUAUGCAAUGUAACUCACUUUUAUGAAUUCUCUUAUUUCCAUGAAAUCUAUCUAUCUGCCUAUAUGUAUCUGUACUCUUUGGGAUCCCCGGAAAAUAUGUAUUUUUCCCAGCAUGGUUUAUAUUCCAACUUUAUUUUAUUUUUCAUUUUAUUUCAUAUAAUUGUCAAGUCAUGAAAUCAAAUAGGAAAUAUUUUGAACUCAACCUGAACCCCAGAACCUAUCCCAUUUCCUAUGACCCAGGCUUCCCUUCCCAAAAACAAAAGGAUAAUCUGCCACCGCUAAACCCAAUCAAAUUCAGAUUGCAUGGACAAUAUAGGGCUUGAGUCGCCGAAUUCGGAGUGUUGACCUAAAGGUGAUUCGCCCCAAGGCAAACAUUGUCAUAUCUCACCCAAAGGAAAAACCAGGACACCUCAGGAAGGCGCCCUGCAGAGCCUGUCAAUAUGGCUCAUCACCACCCAUCUUUGUUUCCAUCUCUGACACCCCAAGGCAUAUCUAAAAUCUAUACGUGACAGAAACCCGGACACCCUUGAUUGCUGCCAUUAAUAAAUUAAGCACCCUUUAGAAAUCGGUCUAGCAGGACUUAAUCCGCUAGUUCCUGUCCCAUCACCUCAUUGUUUCGAUAACUCCCGCCUUCUCUUUCGUGAUUGGCCCGAGUAGAGACAAAAAGCAGCUUCCUAUUGGGCCAACGGAGCAAGGCGGGAAAUGAAAGCCCGCCUCGUUCAACCUUCUAGCCUAUCAACGAUCAGACGGGCGGGGGAGCAGGGCGGGAAGUUCAAAGGGCUGUCAGACUGAAAUUUUGUAUAAAUAUGGCUUUAUUUUGAUUGUAUGGUACCCUAGUAGACCGAAUGAUCGCUACUAGAGUCCUCUUCAGCUGAAUUGCUCAAUAAAGACUCCUUGGCGGAUUUUCCUUCAA